Xiphophorus maculatus (southern platyfish) is the source of this 1185-nucleotide messenger RNA. RefSeq names its product caveolin 2 (gene cav2). The transcript has 3 exons. Gene Ontology annotation, cellular component: Golgi apparatus; caveola; perinuclear region of cytoplasm. Gene Ontology annotation, biological process: positive regulation of MAPK cascade; negative regulation of endothelial cell proliferation; insulin receptor signaling pathway. Bases 121 to 612 code for a protein of 163 amino acids. Gene Ontology annotation, molecular function: molecular adaptor activity; protein kinase binding. The record is from RefSeq and is a predicted model, not a curated record. NCBI's taxonomy places the organism in Eukaryota, Metazoa, Chordata, Actinopteri, Cyprinodontiformes, Poeciliidae.
UCUCAUCACCGAGCUGCGGCUCCCCGCCGCGCUGCUUUCCCUGCGGGGCGGGGUGGCGCUCAGUCCGGCGCACUCUGCCGCCCUCAGCGCACCGUCUGUCCGCCUCUGUCUCGACACGACAUGGGUGUGGAGAAGGAAAAGCUGGACACCAGCAUAAUUAUGGACGAGGACGAGUACAACCUGUCCAUAGAGCCCAUUCUGAUGAAGAAAGGGAAGGUGUACUCGAAGGCGCCGGAUCGGGAUCCAAACGAGAUCAACACGCAUCUGAAGCAGGUGGGUUUCGAGGACGUGAUCGGCGAGCCGAGCUCCGCCCACAGCUUCGACAGAGUUUGGAUCGGGAGCCACGCCACCUUCGAGCUGGUCAAGUUCUUCUUCUACCGGCUGCUGACCACCCUGCUGGCCAUUCCCAUGGCCUUCACACUGGGGCUGCUCUUCGGAGUGCUGAGCUGCGUCCAUGUCUGGCUGGUGAUGCCAGUGGUCCAGAGCUUCAUGAUGCUCCUGCCUUCAGCGCAGAAGAUAUGGAGGAGUCUGACGGACAUUUUCAUAGCUCCGCUGUUCCAGAGUCUGGGGAAAUGUUUGUCCUCCAUUCAGAUUCAAACCCCAGAGAACUGAAGCAGACAUCUGCUUUAACUUUUCCCUGAGUUGUUGGAAAAAGUUACAAAAGGGCGAGGGAGACGUGAGCUCUUAAAAAGUUUAAUAUAAGAUACAGAAAGACGUGUGCAAAAUAAAAGACAAUCAUGGGGAAAAGGAAGGUUAGAGCAUGACCACAAAACCUCAUCUUGCUUUAGCAGACUCCUUUGUAGGAGAGAGAGAAGCUUCUGUAGCAUUUACUUGGGUUUUAUAACAAAUUGUUCUGGUUGUUGAUUCCUCUGAAGUGGAUUUGGGUGGAGUAUUGAUGACUAGCUAGUAAAGGAAUAUUUCCUGUUUUAAUGAAGAUUGUCUCAUAUAGUUGCUGUCAUCAUGUGACUUUGUUAGCGGCGGUCCCGAGCCUCAGACAUGAAGUCGUGUGCUUUAGGCUGCAGGUUGGUGCUAAAUUUGAGUCUUAUUUUGAAGUGAGGAAGGAAGUUGUUUUGGAGUUGGUUUUCUUGUUGCGUUGAUGGAGUUGACUGUUAAAGAUUGUUGAACUAACAACAUUCUGCUUCAGUAGUAGUAAAAAUAAAAAAAAAACAAGUUUCCACCAUCUUA